AUGAUGAGAACACAAAGAACAGAGGAGAACAAGAACAUCAAGAACAAAGAUUCUCCUGUUUCACAUACUACCUGCUGGAUUAUUGCAGUGAUUCUAGGGAUCAUCUUCGUGGCAUUGCUGGGAACAACAGCGGGUUUUAUUAUCAAGGGCUGUCUCUGUCCACAUUGCCCUGAGCAGUGGGUAGGCUACAGAGGGAGCUGCUACUCCUUCUCCAAGGAGAAGAAGGACUGGCAUUCCAGCCAGGAAUCCUGCCUGAAGCAGGGAGCUCAUCUCCUGGUGAUCAGCGAUACCAGCGAAAUGGACUUCUUCCAGGUGAUGCGCACUGAAUCCCACUGGAUUGGUUUGAAGAAUAGCACUGGUGGUGGCUGGGCCUGGGAAGACGGCUCAAAACUGGGUGGCAAAAAAGUCCUGUCCAACAGCCCUGUGCAGAACUGCGCCGUUCUGCUGGAAGGUGCCAUCCGUGCUUCCAGCUGCGAAUUCACUGCCCCAUGGAUCUGUGAGAAAGCUCUUCAGUGA
This is a messenger RNA of Nipponia nippon (crested ibis), 516 nucleotides long. Its product is annotated as killer cell lectin-like receptor subfamily G member 1. NCBI's taxonomy places the organism in Eukaryota, Metazoa, Chordata, Aves, Pelecaniformes, Threskiornithidae. The record is from RefSeq and is a predicted model, not a curated record.